Molecule: messenger RNA, 2558 nt
Organism: Portunus trituberculatus (swimming crab)
Lineage: Eukaryota; Metazoa; Arthropoda; Malacostraca; Decapoda; Portunidae
Product: protein SHQ1 homolog
Exons: 9
Coding region: 162-1730 (522 amino acids)
Biological process (GO): box H/ACA snoRNP assembly
Cellular component (GO): nucleoplasm; cytoplasm
Source: RefSeq, a predicted model, not a curated record
UCAAGAUCAGAUCAUACACUGCACAGUGCACAGUGGUUGUUUGUUAUAUUGGUGUACACACGCAGUGAAAUGUUAAGAUAAAGGUGUUGUCUGCGGCUGUAGCUUGCGUUGUGCGUUCUGACAGUAUUUGGUCCAGCGCCCUGCCUACAUUGUGGUGAAAUAUGCUGACUCCAAAAUUUGAAGUCCAGCAGGAUGAGACCUGUAUAACUGUGAAGAUCUUUGCACGGUAUGCUCAAAUUACAGAUGCAGAAGUCAGUAUUACUGAGGAAGUAUUCACCUUCUACUCCUCACCUUAUUACUUAAGGCUCACAUUCUCGGGAAAGUUGGUUGACAGUGAACUUGAGGAAUACUCGGCAAAGUUUGAUGCUGAUGCAGGAGCCUUUAUUAUAACAUGCAAGAAAGAAACCCCUGGUGAACAUUUUACAAACCUUGAUUUACUUACAAUGCUCCUUACACCACAGGGAGCAACUGGAGUGAACAGACCAUCAAUUGAAGUUAUUGGUGGUAAUGACUCAGAGAAAGAUGAAGAUUUUGAUUUUUCAUGUGAACAGACCUUGCCUGAAGAAAAUAUAGUGACCAUGGGCUACAAGUAUGGCUUUGGGAAUAAUUCAACUGGUGUUUUUUCUGUUCUUCAGAGUGAAUUAAAAGAUGUAGUGGAUAUCAAUGAUCCUGAUAACAAGUCUGCUCCUGAGCGAAGGGAGGAGAGAGUUACGCAGGAAAUGAGCCUCUUUGAUGAAGAUCACUAUUUAGCUGACUAUUUUGAUGUGGACAUGACACAGCAGUUCAUUGAGUUCAUCCCAGAAUUUUACAGUAUAACAAGUGAUGAAGUUGAAUUCUCAGAACAAGAUCAACAAGACAUGUUGGAACUGCCACGUAAAGAGCACCUUUUGGACAAAGGAACCAAAUCCAUGGCUUUUCUUGGAUUAGCUGAUAUCCUGUAUGCCUGGUGCUACAAUCACAGGAUUACAUUGGGAGAAAAUUCUGUUGAAUCAGCAUGGAAUGUUGCAAAACUAAGUUCAACAUUUUCUUGGCUUGAUUCAUUCACUAGCUUGAAGGAUGUUGCUGUCAGCAGUAUCCGCAGGUCACUCACAUUCCCGCUGGUUAGAAACUGGCUCUUGGCUCAGCAGGUUCUCAAAGACACUGCACAUUUAUUGUCAUUAGGAAGGAAAAAGGUUCUAAAAUGUCUUUUUGAAAUUCGAAGAAUUUUUAGUGCCUCACCACCAAGGUACAUUCUCAAUCAACUUUACAUCAAUGACUAUUGUGUGUGGCUACAGAAAGUAAAGGAGAACAAAUUCAUCAGUCUUGGUGAUUCCUUGAGGAAGGUACGAGUCUUAAAGGCAGAUGUGGGCCUUGAUUUGGAUGACUUAGAAACAGCUGCACAUCUUGUACUUAAAGAAGAAGAAACCUUAACACCAGAACAGAAUAUCAACAACAUUGUGACAGACAUGGCAGGGAUGACCAUAAUUGAGAACGGAGCAGUAUUGGGAAACAGUAGUGAUGAAGCUCUGCUACAAGAACUCCCAGACAGCAACACAGAAGAACAGAGGGAUUUAGUUAAUCUGAGUGAUACUGAUUCUUCUAGCAGUGACAGUGAUAGUGAAGAAAGUGAUGACACAAGUGAUAGUAGUGACUCCAGUGAUGAUUCCAGUGAUGAUUCUGAUGGUGAAUCAUCAUCAGAUUCUUCGGAUUUAGAUUCUGAUGAUGAUACAUUAUCAGAAAAUGAUAACUGAAAACCUAUAGAAUUUAUGUAGACUUCAAUUGCCAUGUUCAUAUUGUUUUACUACAAAAUUCUAGAUUAAUUUUUUUAAGCAAGUUUGCUUUGCUUUACUUUUACCAAAAUUACCCAUUUAUUUAGUCACACAUUGAAAAUUAAUCUAAGAUCCACUGUGAAGUUCUAAAUCAAAAGUUAAAUGGGUUCCUAUUAGAAAAUUAAAAUAUGUACUACUUGCCAAGUUGUACUGUUUAAGUUCAGUUCAAGUUUGCUAUUAUCAUAUUCAUUUUAUUAUUAUAAUAAUACUCAAGAAUAUUAAACACCACAUAAAAAAUUUGAAAUAUAUGCAUGCUUGUCUCACAACUGAUAGAAAUUUUGUAUGUCUUAUCUCGUACUGUAGCUAAUGUUCAACUAGCAAUGAAUAGGUACAAGAUGUAAACUAGCUGAUCUGUGAUCAUGUCUUUCUGGUAGUAGAAUGUUAAGAAUGGUACUCUUGUGUGUGUGGACACAAGAGCAAGUUAAGUCGUUGUGCACACAGAUGCAACAUCCACCUUUGGAAUGAAAAUGAAGAUAAAGUGGCAAGGAACAGAAAAAGGGCUACUGGACCACAAAAAUUCCAUUUCUCUAAUGAAAUCAAUUAGUUCAAAUGGCUGUAAUGGUGGUACAUUUAAUUAAAAGCGUGGCCGCAGGAGACAGGUUAAGGGUGGAUAAAAAGGUCAGUUUGUCUCCUUUCAGCCUCCUUACUGCCUUCUCGGGGGAAUAUUAAGUAGGAAAUUGGGAAAAUCUUCCACAAUGUAUAUUUAUAGAAAUUUGAAAAAAAAAAUAAAUAAAAAAAAAAAAAAAAAAA